AUGAGAACAGUUAAGUGUGUGUUAGUGGGAGAUGGUAGUGUUGGGAAGACAUGUAUGUUAACUAGUUAUACAACAAAUGCAUUUCCUGUUGAGUACAUUCCUACUAUCUUUGAUAAUUAUAGUGCAAGUGUUAUGGUCGACUCUAAAGCUAUUAACUUGGGGUUAUGGGAUACUGCAGGACAGGAAGAUUAUGAUCGACUUAGACCACUGUCUUACCCUAUGACAGACGUUUUUUUAAUUUGCUUUUCAGUUAUAAGUAAAGUAUCAUAUAAAAAUGCAUGUACAAAGUGGGUUGAAGAAGUGAAACAUUAUUCGAGUAAUGUUCCUUUUAUUUUGGUAGGCACAAAAAGUGAUAUGAGAAAUGAACUUAAUGUGAAUAUUGUGAAUAGUGAAAAGGCUGAUAAAAAAGCUAAAGAAAUUGGUGCAGUAAAAUACUUGGAAUGCUCUGCUCUGUCUCAAAACAAUUUGAAAUUUGUAUUUGAAGAAGCUAUAAGAACGACUUUCAACCAAAAAAAAUCAAACAACGAACAUUUUAAACAAAAAAGAUGUUUGAUCCUCUAA
This is a messenger RNA of Entamoeba invadens IP1, 561 nucleotides long. Its product is annotated as RAC GTPase, putative. Bases 1 to 561 code for a protein of 186 amino acids. The transcript has a single exon. Gene Ontology annotation, biological process: small GTPase-mediated signal transduction. Gene Ontology annotation, molecular function: GTPase activity; GTP binding. NCBI's taxonomy places the organism in Eukaryota, Evosea, Mastigamoebida, Endamoebidae. The record is from RefSeq and is a predicted model, not a curated record.